AUGUCUUUUACUCCAUCACAUCCUGAGCCAGGGGGAUUCAUACAGCCAUCUCUUUCCUCCCCGGCUCCUUCGACAUCCACUGCUACCCCAUCCAUUCUCCCCAGACCAAGACUGCACCCCCUCAAGCCAGGUUCAACAAAAGAAACCACUGUCAUCAACCAUAUUGACAAGACAAUCUUGAUCAUUAAUCGCCGACAUGCCAAAAAGUUCAGCAGCGCAUUUGAUGACCAGGCCCAGCAGGAGUCGGAAAGGGGAUAUGAGAGCUUCAAAGAAGUGGCCAAAGACAUCGAGGGCUUGGUGGAUAUUCUCUGGGUUACUGGGACCCCAUCUCUUCAAAUACCCUAUUUGAUCUCUUUGGCUGUGUAUAUUAACACAUACCUCCCUGAAUAUCCAUUUUCUCCGAAGGCGACUUUUCGUCUACUUAAGAAGAUGGAUUCUGUAUUUGCAUCUCUCCUAACAGGGGAGGAUGCCGACUCUGGAGCUCCUCUUCCAGGCUUCGAAUCAAGACGAAAUGUCGUGUCUAUGACGGAGAAAGUCAGAAUCAAAAGUAUUGCCGAAACUUGCCGUGUAGCUGUCGUGGAGGCUAGAGAGCAAGUUGAUGGGCCUGACGAUGAAGAUGAAGAUGGCUUCAGUGAUGACGACGAUGAUAUGGAUGAUGUCUUCGGUACGGAUGACUAUCCAUCUCCAGGGAGAUGGGAGAUGGAGACCGCAAGAGUUUACGAGAAGACGAUUCAAUUACUUGGAGAUGAGUUGGGGAAGGCGGGAGAAUUCUGUGACACGAACUUGGCCCCAGGAGAUACUUGCCAGGCUGAGCCGAGUGAAUGA
Messenger RNA from Aspergillus nomiae NRRL 13137, 825 nucleotides. RefSeq names its product general transcription factor IIH subunit TFB6 family. The transcript has 2 exons. The record is from RefSeq and is a predicted model, not a curated record. NCBI's taxonomy places the organism in Eukaryota, Fungi, Ascomycota, Eurotiomycetes, Eurotiales, Aspergillaceae. The coding region runs from base 1 to 825 and encodes 274 amino acids. Gene Ontology annotation, cellular component: transcription factor TFIIH holo complex.